Messenger RNA from Prunus armeniaca (apricot), 3369 nucleotides. NCBI's taxonomy places the organism in Eukaryota, Viridiplantae, Streptophyta, Magnoliopsida, Rosales, Rosaceae. The record is from the annotation of a GenBank genome assembly.
AUGGCGUCACCGUCGUCCCCAACGUCGUCGUGCAGCUCCUCCUACUCCUCGUCGUUUUCGAACGCCAAAUUCUCGUCUCUUCCAGUAAUGGCGCUCCGCGAAAAAAUCGUGGAGAAAAUUCUCGAUAAUCGCGUCACUCUCAUCGUCGGCGAGACUGGUUGUGGUACACUCCCUACUCUCUUACUCCGCACGGUUCUGCGGUUUAACUAUCGCGAACUAUUUCGUACUUCGUCAUGUAUUCUCUAUUAUGCAGGCCGUUUGGUUCCCGAGAAAACUGAGAAGAAAAAUAGUGCGGUGUUCACAAAACGCCGCAUUUGCUUUCUAAUUGUUAUUCGGAAAAGCUCGCAAGUUCCGCAGUUUCUUCUAGAGGCGAAUUUGAAGCCCAUUCUAUGUACACAGCCUAGGAGAUUCGCCGUAGUAGCUGUUGCUAAAAUGGUGGCAAAAGCUCGAAAUUGUGAAAUUGGUGGAGAGGUUGGAUAUCACAUCGGCCAUUCAAAGCACUUAUCACCAAGGUCUUCGAUUGUUUUUAAAACUGCUGGAGUUCUAUUGGAUGAAAUGCGAGAUAAGGGGAUGCAUGCGCUUGAUUACAAGGUCAUUGUUCUUGAUGAAGUGCAUGAAAGAUCGGUGGAAUCCGAUCUUGUUCUUGUUUGUGUGAAGCAGUUUAUGAUGAGGAAUAACAACUUGAGGGUGGUUUUGAUGUCUGCAACUGCUGAUAUUGCAAGAUACAGGGAUUACUUUAAGGAUCUUGGCAGAGGUGAACGAGUGGAAGUGCUUGCAAUCCCUACAUCCAAUCAGAAAGCCAUAUUUCAGCGAAGGGUUGCUGAUCUUCUCAAUAUCGACUCAGAGCCGCUUUCUGAUAGUUAUUGUUCAGGUCCAAGUCCUUCUAUGGCCAAAGCUGAUAUUAAGGCUAAAGUGCACAAACUUAUUCAUGAUUUGGUGUUGCAUAUUCAUGAGCAUGAACCAGACAUUGAAAAGAGCAUUUUGAUUUUUCUUCCAACAUACUAUGCACUGGAGCAGCAAUGGUUCCUUCUGAAGCCAUUUAGUUCAUCUUUUAAAGUUCACAUUUUACAUAGCAGCAUUGACACUGAACAAGCUCUCAUGACUAUGAAGAUUUGGAAAUCCCAUCGUAAAGUUAUACUGGCUACAAAUAUUGCAGAGUCGUCAGUAACAAUACCCAAGGUGGCCUAUGUUAUUGAUUCAUGCCGAUCUUUACAAGUUUUUUGGAACAGUUAUCAGAAAAAGGAAUCUGCAAAGCUUGUUUGGGUUUCUAAGUCUCAGGCCGAUCAGCGUAGAGGGAGAACUGGUCGAACUUGUGAUGGCCAGAUUUAUCGGUUGGUUACUAGACCAUUUUUCAUCCAGUUUGACGAAUACGAGGGUCCCUCUGUACUGAGGUUAUCAUUGCGGCUGCAAGUGCUUCAGAUCUGCUGUGCUGAAUCUAAGGCCAUUAACGAUCCCAAAGGUUUUGAUAAUUUGCUUUACUCUCAUUGGAGUGAUUCAUCACUCAUCAGGAAAAAAGAAGAAGAUUUCUUUAGUCUUUGUAUUGAUAUGCCAAACAAGGGAUUCCAUCUAGUUUUUGGAAGGAUGAUACAUGGAGCUUUGGUGUCAGCUUUGUUGCAGAAGGCUCUAGAUCAACCACAUCCUGAAGUUGUUGAAGAUGCGUUGGAUUUGCUUGUUCAUAUGCAAGCAUUAGAAAAAACAUCUCCAAGGGGCCGGUAUGAGCCGACAUUUUAUGGGAGGUUGCUUUCCAGUUUGUCAUUGUCUUUUGAUGCUUCUCUGGUUGUACUCAAGUUUGGAGACAUUGGAAUGCUGCGUGAAGGCAUUCUUCUGGGCAUAUUAAUGGACACACAACCUCUACCUAUCCUUCAUCCUUUUGGAGAUGAAAUUUUGUUUGCAGAAUAUGCUGACAGCUACUUUUGUGGAGAUGAUGGCAAUACUGGCCUAAAUGGUAGGAAGGAGAUGGUAUUCAUGGCAAACUUGUGUGCAUUUCAAUUUUGGCAACGUGUUUUCAAGGAUAACCACCGUGUUGAGCGUUUGAAGCAACUUCUUAAGUUUGAUGAGAUGAAAGCUACUGCGUUCCGGCUUCCCAAGAUUGAAGAAGAUUGGUGCUCUUCCCAUAAUCUUGUGCAGUCGUCACUAAAACAUGUAUCUGAAAUAUAUGAAGAUAUACUAGAUUCAGUGCACCGGUAUCGGCCCAAGUUUUUGUCUACAUCUAAUGGCCUUCCAUCCUACUACGAUCCUUAUGAAUUUGAGCAUAUAUGCCUCCCUACAUGUCAACAACCAAAUGAAGAUACAGAUGCUCUUACUACAGAUGAUAAGCACCUUGAGCCAUCUAGUGAAACAAUGAAAUGUGUCGCUGUACCUUUUGUUGCUCCAAAUAACUUCCAAAACAAUGAUGUGGCAAAAAAGUUGGCAACCAUAAUCAAACAGAUACGAGUCCAACAUACAGAAGAUUUAUCUAGUAAUCAGGAUUUAGAUGUUGAUGAUGGCUAUCAUGUCAAUGGGGAGGCUUCUAUUUGUAUAUAUUUUGUUAAUGGAUCCUGCAACAAGGGCAGUCAAUGCCUGUUUUCUCAUUCACUUAAAGCAAAGAGACCCCCAUGCAAAUUUUUCUAUUCUGCCCAGGGUUGUCGAUAUGGAGCGUCAUGCUUCUUUUCUCAUGAUGAGAGUUCAUCAGUGACAUCAUCUAACUCAACUUUAUGCCUGCCAGAAGGUGGAGAAGCCAAAGCUACAUUGCUUAUACGAUUGUUGCCCGCUGAUGGAUGCAUUCUCUUAUUGGAUGACACCAAUCUACAAUUUUCCUCAAAUUUUGCUAGACAUUAUGAUCCAUCAAAAAUAGUUUCUACCACUAGUUUGUCAGACACAUCCAUAUUUGACUCAUCACUGACUGGUGUCAAAAUUUUGUGGGGGCUAUAUCAUCCAUAUGAGACAAUCAUUUCCAAAGCAGGGGAGAGCCAAAUCCCAUGGAACGAAGUUAAGUGUGUGCUAUGGUUUCCUAAUUUCGAUAGCUACAGUGAGAACUUAGAUAGACAGAAGCUUCUCUUGCAGAAUUUCUUCGAGUAUCUUGCCGUCCGAAUGCUGGCUGAUGACUUGGACAAUGUGCGAGUUAUUCUCACUAUGAACAAUAUCAGGUUUGCACAGCUGCAGGUGGAAAAGUUGGGCAGGGAGAGCUUCUUCUUCCUUACAGAGUCAUUUCCAUUUGAUGACGCCAGCUUUGGGGAGUUGCCAGACAAAGUCAGCACAAAAAAGCCGUUGAUGGUUUCGAGGCCCAUUUCAUACGUUUUUGACUUGCACCCACCUUCAGACAUUCAGUUUGGUGACUAUGCAGCCGGACUUCACAGUUUUCUUCAUCAUGAGAUCCAGGAUGAUGUGUAA